Messenger RNA from Opisthorchis viverrini, 960 nucleotides. RefSeq lists its product as hypothetical. Gene Ontology annotation, cellular component: cytoplasm. The transcript is spliced from 4 exons. The record is from RefSeq and is a predicted model, not a curated record. NCBI's taxonomy places the organism in Eukaryota, Metazoa, Platyhelminthes, Trematoda, Opisthorchiida, Opisthorchiidae. Gene Ontology annotation, biological process: G protein-coupled receptor signaling pathway. The annotation marks the transcript as partial. Gene Ontology annotation, molecular function: guanyl-nucleotide exchange factor activity; G protein-coupled receptor binding.
AGAGAAAUCGAAUAAUAUCCACGCACUGAGGUCGCCAGAAGGCACACAAGAAACCAUUCGACAGCCACAAACCACCGAGCCAUCAUUUGACAAGCACGUUUCACUGGAAGAACCGUCGACAAAAGCCCGAAUCGUCAAACGUCCAGUCUAUGGUGAUACGAUCAAACCCUUUGGUGGCUCGCUUCCCGAUUCCGUGUUCGCCUCGGAACCCGAUAAUAGUACAAACAGUAGUUACAGCACCGCCAACUCCUCACCACCCAACAAUUCGCCCACAACUUCUUUGAUUGAGGACGAUACGGAAAAUGUACUAAUGUCUUCCAUACCGACCAACCACUCGCUGUUUUGGCCUCAGUCAGUGGAUUCAAGUGAAACUGGCGUGGCGGUACCAACCAGUGUGGCCUAUCUCCAGGUAGCAUUUGAACGCGAUGCGACCGGCUACGGGAUCAGGGUUUGUGGGUUCAAACCUGUGUCGGUGCACAGCGUCAGGGAAGGCGGAUCCGCAGAUUUGGCGGGCGUUCAAGCUGGUGAUCAAAUAAUCAAGGUCAAUGGUUUGUCGGUCGAGGAUAUGCCUCAUGACGAUGUGGUAAAACAAAUCCGAGCGAAACCAACCGUGUGCUUCUUGCUCCGGCGGCAACGUUACGGUCGAGCUCAAUCUGCCGGCUCACUCGACGAACAUGAGACCCCUAAGCCGUUCAGACUGCUAACUGCCAACGAGGAUCCAGUUUUACGCACCCAAUCCAGACGUUUCCAAUCCAAGCGUCGUUCCAGCCGUGAAUCGACCAAAGGUGUCUCAGGAACGGCUGCUGCGAUCAAGCGUCGCUCACGAAUGGCUGUCAGUCUGGUUGAACCGUUAGAGUCCGGUGAUGUAUCGCCUCGAAUGGAAUCAGUAAGUGAUUCAGCCGAGCAGUACACUGAUGAAGACCUCGAGCCACCCAGGAGAGCCAGCGUCGAAUCACUUCA